CUGCCGUGUGUCUAGAUCUAUCACUGUCUUGAUAAUGACAUUCACCCCGAUAUAUAUGGACGACCUUUUAACACCAAUUUGGCAAAGCGACACUACCCAGUAAUUAACUGGCUUUUAUAUGGAGCUUAUUCUAUAUGAUAACAACCCAUAAACGUCACAUCACUCUCUUGUAAUUAAACAUACAAUAUUGCACAAUUCAUAAGUGUAUUAAGUAUAUCUAAGUACAAGUGUUAAUUAAUGUGUAUUUUGGUUAAUUCAACUAUAGGUAGUGUUCAGUUAAUUCGCGGAGAACAUUCAGAUUGGAAGUCAAGCACCGCACCUAACCAUAUAAAUAUCGGUUUAACGCUAGAAUUGAACCCACGAAACCGAACACAUAGCAGAAUGGAAUGGAGCAAAAGCAUCGUACUAGAUCCGAAAUCAAAACAAAUGAAAUCGAAGUCUAUCAUUUGGAACCAUGCAAACUACAGCACCAGUGUUGUCGUUCCCUCCGAACCGAGUUCUAGAGAAAAAGAUCGGAGUUGCAAACAGUUCACCACGAUAGGGAAAAUAUUCAAUUAUAACACCCCCAAGGAGUUCGGCUCAGGCGAUAAAAUAAGUAUAGUUGGACUCGAUGAUAUCGGAAUGGCUAUAGUGUAUACUCUGCUUGUUAAGGAAAUCACAAACAACAUAUGUAUGAUUGACAUGAAUGAAGAGAUCUUGCAAGGAGAGCACAUGGAUCUCCAGUCUAGCGCACUUUUCCUUAAUAAUCCCAAGAUAACGUCUAGCAAAGAUCCUGCAGACACGGUGAACUCGAAGGUGUGCAUCAUCACGACCGGCACGUACAAGGGCCGGGACGAGAACGAGCUCGACUACGUAGCGCGGAACGCGGGGAUCAUUAGAGCCAUCGUCGGACCGCUAGCGAAGUACAGUCCAGACGCGAUAUACAUAGUGGCGAGCGAUCCAGUGGACAUCCUGAGCUACGUGACGUGGAAGCUGAUCGGCAUCAGGAAACAGAACAUCAUCGGCACGGGCACCAUGGUGGACACGGCGCGGUUCCGCUACAUGCUGGCCGAGAAGUUCGGGGUCGCCCCCGAGUGCUGCCACGCUUACAUCAUAGGACAGCACGGCGUAGCUAACAGCGUUCCCGUGUGGUCGAAUGUGAGCAUAGCCGGGGUGCGGCUGGUAGAUGUGAACCCUCAGAUCGGCACAGACAAGGACCCGGAGAUGUGGAACGAGGUGUACCGUGAUGCCGUGCGGUGCGACGGCCUGGUGCGACAGCUGAAGGGCAACGUCUGCUGGUCAAUCGGACUCGCUGUGGCCGAGAUCUGCAAAGCCAUAUUUACUAACUCUUACACCGUGCUUCCCGUGUCUACUUAUGUAAAGGGCGAACACUGCAUCAGAGACGAAGUGUUCCUGUCUCUGCCGUGCGUGGUGGGCCGCGCAGGAGUCACAGACAUCAUCAGACAGACGCUCUCGGAUCAAGAGGCGACAGUCCUGCGCCGGGGGGCGGAGAAUGUCGCACACAUACAAGAAGCUGCCAACAAAAUUAUAUCUUAGUACAUGACUCCUGUUAUUUAGUCACGAAAUGAUGAUAGA
This is a messenger RNA of Helicoverpa armigera (cotton bollworm), 1575 nucleotides long. RefSeq names its product L-lactate dehydrogenase. Lineage: Eukaryota; Metazoa; Arthropoda; Insecta; Lepidoptera; Noctuidae. Gene Ontology annotation, biological process: pyruvate metabolic process; lactate metabolic process. The transcript has 7 exons. Bases 238 to 1536 code for a protein of 432 amino acids. The record is from RefSeq and is a predicted model, not a curated record. Gene Ontology annotation, molecular function: L-lactate dehydrogenase (NAD+) activity.